Molecule: messenger RNA, 4647 nt
Organism: Filobasidium floriforme
Lineage: Eukaryota; Fungi; Basidiomycota; Tremellomycetes; Filobasidiales; Filobasidiaceae
Exons: 7
Coding region: 239-4432 (1397 amino acids)
Molecular function (GO): protein binding
Source: RefSeq, a predicted model, not a curated record
CACCACGACUCAGCUCGGACACGUCGGCCUUAUUCGUCCUCCGGUCUCUCAAGUCGAAAUCCGGAUCGAAGGUCCAGGGUCCGUGUGUGUCUCCCUUUGAAUCGCGAUUUCAGGUUCGCGCGGCCAGGGUGGUGAAAUCGAUAAUCAACCGACCUGGUGACCUCGACUCAACUACACAGUCGUCUUCCUUGCCAGUCCUCUAAGGUACCACCCCACCAUCAUAUCAGAGCAUACAAGGAUGGUUCCCCACCUUCAUAGCUCUACGACCACCCCGGCCAAAUCGUCCCACUACACCCAAGCCCUCUCGGGCGCGCUCGUCGCCGGAUCAUGGGGUGACAAACAGCCAGUGAAACAGCCCAACGGGUCGACGCUGUUGGACUGGAGCGAGGGGAUCAGAAAGUGGGGGAAACAUACCGUUGGAGAUACGGCCUACCUGGAGCUAUUGAGAAACGUCUCGCUAGCCUACCAUUCAUCUCGACAGCCCGGUACCUCUAGCUCUGCCCAAAUUUUCCCAUCACAGUCUCAUGCACAACCGUCUUCCUCGACCUCCACCUCUGCUCCCGGGGUCGUCCUCGACCCGUCUACCACCUCGAACGCAAACGCUAUAGGUACGAGGACCUCGGUCCCGCCUUCCUCGGCAUCAGACCAGUCGAGAGAGACCACCCACACUACCACCACGACGAAUACGAAUACGACCCACUCGUUCAUCUCGAUCCCCCCGUCGCAGACGGAAUCCGAGUCGGAAAGGACCUCGGGAAGUACGAGCACGGGGAGUUAUGUGCACGUCUCUGGGGAAGCGAGUGGAGGGCACGGCAACGAUAAUCUCGGCAACGCUCACGCGGAGAGCCUUUUAAGGACGAGCGGGGGUGUGGAACCGGGUACAGUCGAUUUAGGGUUGGCACCUCCGAUCUUAGGCGUUGAGAUCGGCUCUCCGUUAGGAGCGGUUGGAGGUGGUGAUCUUGCGGGACCGUCCUCUACGACAACCACAUCGACGGGAACAGCGACAAUGACAACGGGGAGGAACGUGGUCGAGGAUUCAGCAUCGGCAUCGACGAUCGUACCUUCCCCUUCACCCGGGAUAGGCGCCAGGGUCGGGACGGGCGAGCAGGUCUCUGGGAAUAAUGUGCCAUCUGGAGCGGUUCUACCACCGCAAUCCCAACAAACACAACAAUCAGAACAGCAGACACCGUUUCAGCGGAAUUUACAACCUGCCGCUUCUACCUCGACGACCACGUCUACAUCUCUGCCCGCAUCCACCUCCCAAUCGGCCCCGGCGGCGGCGCCAAUGCCAGCUCAAACUACCUCGACGGCGGAAUACCUCUCCUCGACCUGGUUGGACGGAGACGAGUCUGAACAAUCGAUCUUGUCCGGUCAGAUCCGGGGCGGGUCGAAAGAUGUUCCGGAAGGGAGAGAUUUGGUCAAAGAUCUAGGGAAGGUGGGAGAGGGAGUGAGGACGCAUGGGAAGGGGGUCUUGGGCAGGGCCUACUUGUUAUUACUAGCCUACUACCAACACGUUCUGGGCGACUACACGGCCUCGAUCGGGACGUACGAAAAGGUCGAUUGGGCGGGAGAGAUGGAUACGACGGGUCACGAGAUGGGAUUGAGCUUGAUGGCGCAGCGGGUGGAUUGGUUGCGUGGGAUGGUCGUUUACGGUAUGAGCUUGGAGGCUGUAGGUCGAAUCGAGGAUGCGCUGGAUCGAUACAUCAAGGCAAUCAAGAUGUUUGCCGACAUUCCCGGUCUGACGUUGCCCUUGACCGACACGUUCCUUGUGGCCCCUCCGGCUACGGCCAAGGGGUUGACCGGCGCCAAGGUUCUCCCUACCCCGGCUCAACGACACUCGACGCGAUCAACACCGACGUUCGGGUCUCAUCGCGAGGCCCACCGUUGGGUCUCGGUCGCCCUCACUAGGGGAUCGGUCAUCUCGGCCCAAACGACCGACCUGAAUAGGACGUUGCGACUGAUCAGGACGUACCACGUGAUGAGCAAGAUGUGGCCCACCUCGUUCAGGCCACAACAACAGGCUUUCAUGAUCAGCCUCUAUCUACGUACCUUGCAUGCCGCCUGUCGACCUUCCAACACGCCUCAUCGAGAAGGAACCGAAUGGCUCGUCUGUGAGAUUCCCAACUCGGUCAGCACGCAGAUCAAGGGUAGCCGAUCCCAGCUGUGGUCGAGGGAAUGGCUCGAGGCGAUCAAGGAGGGCAAGCGAUUGUUGAGCGAGACGACGGCUUUCCCCCGAGCGGGAGAGGUCAACUGGAAGGUCAGACGGUUCGUCGAGAGCUGUGUUGGGAUAUGGGAGCGAUCGGGGUGUGGUGUGGCUUCCGGCAAGGAACUCGUCAAGAUCCUCUGGUGGGCGAUCGAGAUGACGUUCCACUCGCAGGCCAUCCUCAGACACCUGAUGAGGUUGCUCUUUGUCACUGGGCAACACGAUGACGCUCGACGGGUAUUCGAGCUGUACGUCAAGCUCGUCCUGAAGGCUCGGCAGACGGCGCAGCCUGAAGAAUCGUUGCAGUUGCGCAAGACGACGACCAAAGAAGAACCUUCGGUACCGCAUCAGGUCGAGGCGGACGACGUGUACCAGAACGACGUGGAAGAGCAGCUCGCCGAGGGGGACACGGAUCGAGACGUCGAGUUUCUCGAGGCUCUUUUGCUGGGUUCCAGACUGUUCACGCAGGAACUCGCAAACCCUACCGAAGCCUGGAGGUACGCUCUUCUCGCCAGCGAUGUGGUCGCUGUUGGGAAGCGACAUAUUGCCAAGGCGUUCAAGGCCAAGGUGGAAGAGAGCAAGGGGAUCAUCCGGAUGGCGAUGGCGUCCGAGGAAGGAGAUCCGUUGACCCGACCGACUUUGCAAGCGCAAGGACUCGCUCACCUUGUCGAGGCUGCCCGGCUCGCACCGUCCAGCUCGGCCGUGCGAUAUCACCUAGCAUACGCACGGACCGAGGCUCGUGAUAUCCCCGGCGCGCUGGAUGCGAUCCGAGAGACCAUCGAGUUGGCACCCAGCAAUGUCGAGGCUUGGCACCUGCUGACCCUACUUCUCACGGCGAGUAACGAUUGGGCGGGUGCGCUGAAAGCUUCUCAGGCUGGAAUUGAUACUUGGGAGACGGUCGAACGAGAGAUGGCUAAAUCUCAACCCGUCGAAGAUGUCGGUCCGGUUGAUGUGGUGCCCUUCGGUGUCUCGACACGGGAUUAUGCCUUAGACGAUGAGGGUACGGAACAUGAGCAGGAGAGGUCGCAUGAGAGCCAGAGUAUCAUUGUGGAUCGGUCGGUCUUGCCGAUCGCCAAGAGCUCGAUCGCUUCAUCUCCACCGCCGGCAACCGCAGCGACCCGACUCGCCAACGUUAUCCAGCUUCGCAUGACCCAGGCCGUCAUCGUAGAAAAGCUCCACGGUCCUGACGAUGCCAUGAUCCGUCAACAGGAAACGUUCGCCUACUUUUCAAGCCGUACCGGCUACUCGAGACCUGGUGGCUACGAACCCGGCAGCGGCGACGGCGGUAGCGUGCGUGAUCUCGGCGAGAGUUAUGUGGCUGUCAAUGAUGCUAGGCCCGCUGGAUUACCAGAUAUGGGUGAAUCCGCGCUCAUGUCGCCUCCGCGUCCACGACAAGGAGAAAAUUCCCUAUCACGAGCUUCGACGCAGAACGCGAGUGGUUAUCACGUCAGCUCAGCACCACCGUCCGAAGACGAAGCAGAAACUAAGAGCUUGUCUGGUCGCAAACAACGCUUCCUGGUCCGACAUCUACAGGUACCCGGAUCCAAGAAGGGAGGUCAUCGAGCGACCGGUACGCCACGCCGUCCAACCCAUCUGCCCUCUACCGAGAACCGACCCAGAGCAGUCUCGACCGGCGCUUCCAUUCGAUCGCGAGGCACGACUCCCGCUCACUCCCAUUAUCACGGUGCGCGUCCGGCUCCACCGCCGCCACCACCCCUCGACUUGCCUUCAACACCUCCUACCGGUAGAAACGCUUCGGAGACCCGUCUUCUUGCCGAUCUCUGGCUGCAGUCCGCCGCGACAUUCCGAAGAAGCGGGAAGAUUGAGCAGGCUUUAGGAGCUAUUCAGGAGGCCGAAGUGAUGGACCCGACUAACCCAGAGGUCUGGGUGCAACUCGGUUGGUACUACUCGGCCACAGAAAACCAAGAGCUGGCGCUGCAAGCCACUGGCAAAGCCCUCGUCCUGGCGCCUGAAUAUCCGCCCGCCGUGAUACGAAUGGCCGAAUUGUACAUGUCACGCAACCAAGCCGAUCUUGCGCAUGGGCUGCUGAACCCACUGACGCAGGGAAGAGGCUGGGAUGUAGCAGAGGCCUGGUACCAGCUCGGUAAGGUAUGUCAAGCGCAAGGCGGCCGGGGAGAGCGAACAAAGGAGUGUCUGCUGUUCGCUCUUCAACUUGAAAAGGGGCGUUUAUGCAGACCCCUUGGACGAGUCGUGGAUAGAUGGGCAUGAAUGGGGCAUCACCCGGAGACUGACGCACGAAACUGUAUAAUGUGGUGACGCGACCUAUAUACCUUACAACUUUGUACUAUAUGUCGUCACUUUGGCUCAAAACAAGAUCGACACGUCCCAAUCCCUGUUUCAAAUCUCAUCGAGGCGUCCUGAACAUGUUGCCUGUACAGCUCGGCGCCUUGCUGUAAAGCGAAGCCGUGUUGAGCGCGCAUUGU